AUGUCGACACAACGUGUUUUAUAUAUUAAUCGAUUAGAAGAAAUUUUUGAAGAUUCCGAGCAAAAAACUGCAUCUCAUAGGCAGUAUCGAUAUCGGCCAGAUUAUUUAGAGAGGUAUGAUGACAAUGAGUUCAUCAAGAGGUUUCGAUUAUCAAAACCUACCUUUCGGUACUGUUCUAUAUCACCACGCACAAAACUAAUGCUAGCGCUCAGAUUCUAUGCCAGCGGAAGUUUCCUAAUAACCGUUGGAGAUUUUUGUGGGGUAAGCGUAUCUACAGCAAGCCGAGCAGUUAAAGAAGUGUCGUUUGCUCUGGCUGCUUUAUACAAGGACUUCAUUCAACUUCCAAGCGAUCCUACUCAGACGGUGGCAGAAUUUUUCCAAAUAGCUAAAUUCCCCAAAGUCAUCGGAGUUAUUGAUUGCACACAUGUUCGAGUACAAUCACCCGGUGGUGGCAAUGCAGAAAUUUUUCGAAAUAGAAAAGGAUACUUUUCGAUCAAUGUCCAGGCAAUGUGCAAUGCAAAUUUGAUGUUCCUAGAUUUGGUGGUAAGGUGGCCUGGUUCCGCACACGAUUACAACAUUUUCCGCAAUAGCCGUCUUAAGUUUUGUAUGGAAGAAGGACAUUUUAGUAAUUAUUUCAUCCUUGGCGAUAGUGGCUACAAGCAAACUCAUUACCUGAUGACUCCAUUAAUGAACCCAUCAAAUGCACCGGAAAGACUUUACAAUGAGUCACAAAUCCGCACGCGAAAUUCAAUUGAGAGAUGCUUUGGCGUAUGGAAAAGACGUUUUCCAGUAUUGUCGAUAGGACUGCGAAUAUCAAUAAACUCCACAAUGGCUGUUAUAGUGGCAUGUGGUGUUCUGCAUAACAUUGCAGUACUUUCAAAAGACCCACUUCCUCCUAUGGAUGAACUGAGUCUGCUGGAGAUUCCAGAAGAUGCCGCAGAAAAUAAUUCAGUGGAGAUAAAUUCUAACUCUGUUGCAAGAAACCGACUAAUACAAAACUAUUUUGCUAGAUUAUAAAACCAUCAACCAAAAGAAAAAAUAGCUAAAUGGAGUUCUAUGAGCAUAUGCACAUUCAAAAGAUACCAACCCUUUCCAAUGUAAUUUUUCAAAUAAAAGGUCUAUCAGUUUACAUUUAUGUUAAAUAUACAUAAGU
Molecule: messenger RNA, 1153 nt
Organism: Rhagoletis pomonella (apple maggot)
Lineage: Eukaryota; Metazoa; Arthropoda; Insecta; Diptera; Tephritidae
Product: putative nuclease HARBI1
Exons: 3
Coding region: 1-1017 (338 amino acids)
Source: RefSeq, a predicted model, not a curated record